Messenger RNA from Ooceraea biroi (clonal raider ant), 2274 nucleotides. It is a transcript of the gene ecd, whose product is annotated as ecdysoneless cell cycle regulator. The record is from RefSeq and is a predicted model, not a curated record. Lineage: Eukaryota; Metazoa; Arthropoda; Insecta; Hymenoptera; Formicidae. Gene Ontology annotation, cellular component: nucleus.
GUCGCGUCUUGAAUAACGCAGUAAACACAACUUUAGUCACGUUUUUUAUUACCUUAUGCGGUCAUUCUCGAGGAACGCCCAUGAGAACGAGGUGCUGCGAGAGAAUUACGUGUCCGUUUGAAAUCGACUUGGUGGAGGUCGAAGUCACGUAGAAAACCGGGUUACGGGGGACACCGUUUUCCGUAGCGAGAUGCAGCACCAGAAAAUGGCAAAUACCGCUGCGGUAAUACACAAGGGCAAGGAGGAAGAUAUCCUCGAGUGUUUUCUUUAUCCCAAGUUCUGUUACGCGUCCGAUCCGGACGCGGUGACGGAGACGCAGCUGAGUGAGGAGAUCGCCAAGUAUAACGAGGAAAUUGCUUCGCUUAUCGUCGAUCAUAUCUGGCACAGUGACAGCUUGAAUUUCCGUCCUAGAACCAAGCAAGCGAUGUUGUUAAAUAGGAUUCUCGAAGGAUCAGCGGUAGAGGAAGAUUAUCACACCCUGCCUCACAUUUAUGCGAAUCUGCGUUUUGACGAGGACAUAGGCGACGAAUGGUUAACAGUGUACCUAAUAUUUAGGCUUACCAAAGUUUUCGAUGGAUUGAUUGCAAGAGUGGUAGACUCGGAUGGGGAGUUUCUUUUGAUAGAGGCUGCUAACGUCCUACCAUUGUGGGCCAGUCCUGAGACGUGUCAGGAUCGAGUAUUUAUUCACAGCGGCGACAUACACGUUAUCAGAGAACGUGGAACGUCGUUUCCUAAUUUGCUAAACAACAUAAAUGGCAAGCCGCAUAUCUCCAAGAUGUCUGAGAAAGUACAACUUGUGUUACAAAAGAAAAUUGGCAUUUAUCCUGACGAAAUUCAGAAGAGAAAGCACAAAGCUAGGGCGUUCCUUCCAGAGAAAGCGGCCUCUAUAUUACGUUUGGAACCGAGAUUCGUAGCUCCAGUGAUUAGAACGAUCUGCCAUUCGGAUCCACUUGAGCGCAAGGUUUGUCGCGCCAUGAGAUAUUUUCCUCCCGAACAAAGAACUAUGGUCAAUGUCAGAAUGACCAGAUGUUUGUACGCGAUGGUGACGCAUUGUCGUUAUACUGGCGAUCCAAGAACAGGUUGGAACAUACCACCUGCGACUUGCUCAAAAUAUAAUGCUCAUGUUCUUGGAGUUAAGAUAGCAUGUGGUUUAGAAAUGCUAGUAGCUCGGGCCAACGAAGAACGUAGGAAACGUACCAGAGAGCAAUCGGGCGUUACUGACGACGCUGAGAAGUUAAAGCUGAACGAAUCAGCGUUCAAUGCUUAUCUAGCGCGUUUAGAGGCAAACGGUUACUUUAGAAAUCUGCUGGAAGGUAGCCAGGAACGUGAUAAGCUGCUCUCAACGGCGAAAGAGUAUUUCUUGAAGCAUGCGUCUUUAUUUGAUAAUCUGACAAAUUUGUACGAAAGCGAUGCUCAAAAAGUUUUAGAAGCAUGGGAGAACAUACAGACGAAUGACAUUGAAAUGCAUGCUCAGGACGAAACUAUGCUGAGUCCCGCGAACAGCGACAGUUGGCUGAACGUGGAUCCGGCGCAAUUAGAUACGUACUUAAAUCAGCAAUGGGGCAGCAUUAAAGACAGAAGAUUGGAUCAGGAAUCUUUGAGUCUCAGAGAAAAGGUGCAGUCAUUCCUCAACCAAACCAGUGACGUCGAUGGCGUGCAUUUCUUAGGGGAACAAUCAAUGGAUAACGAUGUACAAGAUGCGGAGGACGGGGCGCGAAUAGACUUCGACGCGGACGUAUUCGAUAGCACGUUGAGGGGCAUCCUUGAUUUAGUCGUGCCGGGAGGAGAGGGUGAGUUCGAGGGCAGCUCGGAGGGAUCGCUGGGCGGAGAUGACGAGGAUAAGGGGGGCGAUAUGGACAAGUACAUGCGGUUGUUAGAUUCGCAGUUGCAGUCGCAGAUGGUAAACGAUGAGAGCUCGAUGGUGAACGAUAGCACGGAUACCGUAGAGGCAAAUUUGCGGGAGAGUAUCGAGGCCGAGGCCGGCGGCUCGGGCCCGGCUGGAAACAUAAUCGGCGGCCCUGUUCGAAGGUUAAUGCACUUGCAGCUGCAAUCGCCUACGACGGUGCCGCCGGAUUUGCAAAGUUAAUGGCACCUUUAGUCGACAAUUAAUUACUCAGUUGGCUCACAUUAACGAUCGCAACCCCAUUAUUGGAACUCUCGCUUCAUUCUGCAAGAUACAUAAGCAUUCGCCAUUUAUAUCAUGGAUUAUUAAAAUCUUGUUACUAUCCAAAUUAUUAUUACAUUUAUUACUUAAAAUAUAUAUACUUAACGUUA